This is a messenger RNA of Cydia fagiglandana, 580 nucleotides long. RefSeq lists its product as uncharacterized. Bases 7 to 579 code for a protein of 190 amino acids. The transcript is spliced from 4 exons. Lineage: Eukaryota; Metazoa; Arthropoda; Insecta; Lepidoptera; Tortricidae. The record is from RefSeq and is a predicted model, not a curated record.
UUUAAAAUGUGGUGCCUGAAGUUAGUGGUGGUAUGCCUGUUUCUGGUAGAGAGUGGGGGUGACUGCCCUAAUGUGAAAACACAACUCAGUGCUAUAAGGAAGAGGAGGCAUAUUACGUUUCCCGAUGGAGCGGAUUUUGUUAUGACGAUCUCACUGGUGAAGGCGUUCAUGACACACGCCCCAUCAGGGUGGAACCUCGCGCUGGAGAUCGACGUCCUCUUCCCGCUUCCCGACGCCAACUUUACCAACGCCAUCUAUCGGAGGAAGCUGCACCACAGGCAGAAAAGGGAGUUCUGGGAGAGAUUGGAGAACGCUUUAGACUAUCACAAUAUGAACGGGCAAGCUUGCAUAUUACGGAGCGUCUGUGAAGCCAGAACUCAUUUAGCGGAGCCAGGAAAAUCGCUUGUCCAUGACCUGCUACGAGUCAUUUUUACGGCGCCGCUUCACGAGAGGGGGUUCGUGGAGGAAGUGGGGGGGAGGUACGAGGAUCUGCUCGACCCCCACCUCUGUGACAAGGUCAACGACUGUCCGAUUUCUUUUCUGCAAGUUGUUUUGGCGCUGAACAAGCAGAGGUAUUAGA